UUUUUUUUUUUUUUUGAGGGAACUGUUCAUUGUGAUUUAAUAGGAAGGGAAGGGGCAUACAUAACUAGUAUCAUUCUUAAAUGAUCAUAAAAUCCAAUCCAAUACAAUUUGGAGAAGAGGCAAAGAGAUACAGGAAGGUAAAGGAAAUUUACAUGUAAAUUUUCCUUUUCUAUAGAUGAAUCGUCAAGAAAAACCUCCAGUAGAUAAUCUAACUGAACUGAUGGAAUUUGUUCUCUUGGGCUUUGCUGACAUGCCCCAACUCCAGUGGUUUCUUUUUGGAUUGUUUUUAAUCAUCUAUAUUAUUAUCCUGAUGAGCAAUGGCACCAUAUUUCUAAUAACAAAAAUGGAUCCUGCUCUCCAGAGCCCUAUGUAUUUUUUCCUGGCAAAUUUUUCCUUCUUGGAAAUCUGCUACGUAUCAGCUACUCUCCCCAGAAUGCUGAUGAAUCUAGGGACACAGAGAAGAAGAAUUUCCCUAAUUGCCUGUGCUACGCAGAUGUGCUUUGUCCUUAUAUUUGCAGGCACAGAGUGUUUGCUCCUGGCAGUGAUGGCCUAUGACCGCUAUGUGGCCAUUUGUAACCCUCUGCACUAUCCUCUAGUCAUGAACAACAGGGUCUGUAUCCUGUUGGCGAUUGGGUCCUGGACCAUUGGAAUCCCAGUGAUGAUAGGGCAUACCUAUCAGAUUUUCUCUCUUUCUUUUUGUAGAUCUAAACAAAUUAACCAUUUCUUCUGUGACAUUCCCCCAAUACUCAAGCUGGCUUGUGGGGACACUUUUGUAAAUGAGGCUUUGGUCUACAUAGUUGCUGUGGUAUUUGUAAUGGUUCCAUUUCUGUUGAUACUUGGCUCCUACAGUAAAAUUGUCUCCAUCAUCCUUAAGUUGCCAUCAGCCACAAAUCGAGCCAAAGCCUUCUCCACCUGCUCAUCUCAUCUUAUGGUUGUGAUGUUAUUCUUUGGAUCAGGCAUUAUUGCAUACUUAAGACCCAACAGCAGACACUCAGAGGAAACUGACAAAGUUCUAUCUCUUUUCUACGCUAUCCUAACUCCUAUGCUUAAUCCUAUGAUAUAUAGUCUAAGGAACAAGGAUGUCAUAAUGGCACUGAGAAAAUUGCUAUGUAAAUAAGUCACCAGUAAAGAAUGAGUUAAAUGUAUAAGAAAGGCUUUCUCACACAUUUUUAGUCCAAUUUUAAUAGAUGUAAAGCUUUAUACCUUGUCUUUCCUAUAGGGUCACUAUGAGUCAGAAGGGUUGUUGGUUUUGGUGGGUUGUCUUUCAUACUGUGGCAAUUAUUUCCAAAUUAAAAAUCACUUGUAAUGUUGUCAGGACUUUCUGCUUAAGCAUGCAUACUAUAUAUUAUUAAUUAUAAAUGAUAUUUGAUUAUAUAUCUAUGUGUACGUGUGUGUGUGUGAUCUCUAUGAGUCAGAAUUGGCAUGAUGACUGUUGCUUUGGUAUUAGAAUAUAAUAUAUAUAUAUUUAUUUAUAUAUAUAUAAAGUGUUAAUGUUCUCACAUUAUUUUAUAGAUGAAAAAUCAGAUACUCAAAGAAUCUUAUUUCAUAAUCUCCUGUAAGCCAUCAAAAAAAAAAAAAAGCCAUUAAUCCCAUAUUAUAUACAAGGAUUUUAAAGAAAAAUUAGAGAAAUAAUUUAUUUCACUUCUAAUUUAAAAAUACCCAAUUGUUUUAUAAUGCAUUAAGGACAAAAAUCUAACUCCUCACAAAAUGUAGAAAGUGCCCAACUCUCAGGCUUCAUGUUUUUGUAUUAAAAUAUAUAUAACAGGAGGGGUGGAGCAAGAUGGUGAAGUGAGAGGAUGCUCCCAUUUACUUCUCCAGCAACUAAAACACUGAGCAAUGAAUAAAUACAAGCACAUACUGAGAACUCAGAACCCAGAACCCAGGACAGCAGCUGAUGUGUUGGAGAGUCGAGGUGAGUCCACGAGCAAAAGAGAGAAAGAUCAGGGAUGGCACAGAAGCUGGGAGAACAUACGUGCUACCAUAAAAAAAAAAAAAAA
Molecule: messenger RNA, 1997 nt
Organism: Loxodonta africana (African savanna elephant)
Lineage: Eukaryota; Metazoa; Chordata; Mammalia; Proboscidea; Elephantidae
Product: olfactory receptor 10AG1-like
Exons: 1
Coding region: 176-1117 (313 amino acids)
Biological process (GO): detection of chemical stimulus involved in sensory perception of smell; G protein-coupled receptor signaling pathway
Cellular component (GO): plasma membrane
Molecular function (GO): olfactory receptor activity; G protein-coupled receptor activity
Source: RefSeq, a predicted model, not a curated record